This is a messenger RNA of Gigantopelta aegis, 2275 nucleotides long. RefSeq names its product zinc finger protein 83-like. Bases 279 to 1529 code for a protein of 416 amino acids. NCBI's taxonomy places the organism in Eukaryota, Metazoa, Mollusca, Gastropoda, Neomphalida, Peltospiridae. The transcript has 2 exons. Gene Ontology annotation, cellular component: nucleus. The record is from RefSeq and is a predicted model, not a curated record.
GAGCAAGACAACAUGAGUUGAUGUGAACAGAGCCGAUAAUUAACCGCUGUCCGCAUAUCGUCGCACCGAAUAGUCCGAACAACAGCUCAGAAUAGGUUUCCGGUGUGCAUUUCCUUUGUGGUGACCGUACUACAACUUUGAAUUUGAAGACACAUCGGCAAGUUUUCAUUCCAGGCUGGUUUCAGAGAGGCUGGUGAAGAAAAAAGAUGCUGUGAAUCAGAUCAAAACGUUAAAGCUCCUCUGUUUUAAAAAAAACACCUCAAAUAUGUCUAGUAGUCAUGAUAUUUGUGCUGAACGUGAGGUCUCGUCAAAACAUUGUGGAAAACAUACUUGAUCUGGAAGAACAAACAUCAGCACAUUCUUGUCUUUCCAAUGUGUGUUUAAAGUAUUUCUCUCACAAGUGUCACAUGCAGCAUAUGAGGAUCCACACUGGUGAACGACCAUAUCAGUGUGAGGUGUGCAGGAAGUGUUUUUGUGAGAAAAAAUACUUGAAAAGGCACAUGUUAAUUCACACUGGAGUUAAGAAAUUCAAAUGUGAGGUGUGUACGAAAUGUUUCUUACACAGUUUCCUCUUGAAAAGACACACGUUGAUUCACACUGGUGUUAAGCGUUUCAGUUGUGAGGUGUGUACAAAAUGUUUCUCACAAAAUUUCCACUUGAAACAACAUAUGUUGGUUCACACUGGUGUUAAGAAUUUCAAAUGUGAGGUAUGUGCAAAAUGUUUCUUACACAGUUUCCUCUUGAAAAGACACACGUUAAUUCACACUGGUGUUAAGCGUUUCAGUUGUGAGGUGUGUACAAAAUGUUUCUCACAAAAUUUUCACUUGAAACAACAUAUGUUGGUUCACACUGGUGUUAAGAAUUUCAAAUGUGAGGUAUGUGCAAAAUGUUUCUCACAAAAUAUCACCUUGAAACAACAUAUGUUGGUUCACACUGGUGUUAAGAAUUUCAAAUGUGAGGUAUGUGCAAAAUGUUUCUCACAAAAUACCUACUUGAAACAACAUAUGUUGGUUCACACAGGUGUUAGGAAUUUCAGAUGUGAGAUAUGUGCAAAAUGUGUCUCACACAAUACCACGUUGAAAAAACAUAUGUUGGUUCACACUGGUGUUAAGAAUUUCAGAUGUCAGGUAUGUGCAAAAUGUUUCUCACAAAAUAUUGACCUGAAACGACAUAUUUUGGUUCACACAGGUGUUAAGAAUUUCAAAUGUGAGGUAUGUGCAAAAUGUUUUCCAAUCAAUAGCAGGUUGAAACAACACAUGUUGGUUCACACAGGUGUUAAGAAUUUCAAAUGUGAGGUAUGUGCAAAAUGUUUUCCAAUCAAUAGCAGGUUGAAACAACACAUGUUGGUUCACACAGGUGUUAAGAAUUUCAAAUGUGAGGUAUGUGCCAAAUGUUUUUCAAGCAAAGGGAACGUGAAACAUCAUAUGUUUGUUCACACAGGGAAUAAACCUUUCAAGUGUCACAGGUGCACAGAAUGUUUCUUGUACGGUUAUCAGCUGAAACGUCAUCAGUUAAUUCAUGGCAAUUAGAAACCUCUAACACAGACUGGUUUAACUUCAAACACCAUUUUGAAGUGCCUAAUGAGUUUCAUAUUAAUUAGAGAGGUGUGUUGCUCAGUAGAAGUGUGAUCGGCGAUGGAAUUAACACUCGUGAUACCACUAUGCCAGCCUACCCAUAACUUUCACGAACAUCAUGAAUAAGGACGAAUGUAUAAUGGAUGUAUAUGGUUCUUUGUUCGCUGUGGGUGUCAGGACUACACAAGCAUGGCUCUGAACAGCUAUACUACAUUGGUUUUUUGGAAAAUUCAACAUGGCUGCUGCUUAUAGAUUGCGAGAUGUGUCUACCAACGAGCUUAGACUACUGGUUAUAAGAUUUUCAAACGUGAUGUAUCUACCAACGAUCUUAGACUGCUGGUUAUAAGACUUUCAAAUGUGAUGUGUCUACCAACGAUCUUAGACUGCUGGUUAUAAGACUUUCAAAUGUGAUGUAUCUACCAAAAGAUUUUAGAAACAGUAACGUUUUGACAUAGUACUAGUAGAUGCUGGUUAUGAAGUUUUGAAGUGUGAUUGUUCAGACUAUUUUAAUGUCAUUUUUAUGCUGUUAAUAAGAUUUACAAAUGUGAGCUGUGGAUUUGUAUACAAACUAUUUUAGUAUUAAAUGUUGUCAAGCAUAUUUUUUGAUGAUAUUGUAAGUUUCUAAUCUGAUCAUAAACACUUUUUUUGUAAGCUCUGUGUUUAUGAAAAGUAUAUAUCAAUAAAUAACUGAUUUAAAUAUU